AUGAGGCCAGCAUCGCCGAGCAAGUUGUCUAUGAUGACUUCUACUCCAUUAAGGGGGACGGAUAGUCCGACGAGAAUAAGAAAUGGAGCAGGGAACGUGUCAAGUGAUAAUAAUGUGAGCAGUAUGUUGUCAAUGAUGAGCUUUGUCACUGAUGCGUGGCGAGGAAAGUUGGAGGAGAGUCGGAUUUUUGAUGCACAUGACCUGAGGCUACUGUAUAACCGGCAGUUGCAGUGGGGAUUUGUGAAUGCAAGAGCUGAGAAAUCGCUGUUAGUACAGAAAGUAAUGGCAGAGGAACCAUAUUUACGAAAUUGGGAUCUAAUCGAUGUGGAUCACAGCAAUGCAGUAUCUGGUGCUAUAAAGGCAUUAGAAGCAAGCAUUAUACGCCUUCCUGUUGUUGGUGGUGCUAGGGCUAAUGUGCAAAAUGUGGAAGAGGCUAUUUCUUCAGCUGUUGAUGUGAUGCAAGCAAUGGCACCUUCAAUAUGCUCUUUGUUAACUAAGGUUGAGCUAAUGAACUUUUUGGUUUCUGAACUUGCCAACUUAAGUGCAAGAGUGCACAGUUCACUUGAUGAAUGCAAAGAUACUUUGUCAAUAAGAUUCUUACCCUUGCAGUACCAAGAAAGAGCUGGUCGGAAACGUGUUUCAUACUUGUUUUGGAUCGAAAAGGCACAGAAUGGCUGGCCUCCUUAA
Messenger RNA from Fraxinus pennsylvanica, 687 nucleotides. The record is from the annotation of a GenBank genome assembly. NCBI's taxonomy places the organism in Eukaryota, Viridiplantae, Streptophyta, Magnoliopsida, Lamiales, Oleaceae.